UCAAACUCUAAAUAGUUUAGAUGCGAUUUUAAAAUCUUAAUGUCUAUACACUUAUUACUAAAAGUGACUAUUAUCUAUGUAUUCCGUAGUAUAAAAUUAAAUGUGUCAAUAGAAGAUAUGACUUGUAACACUUUCGAUUUAGUAAAUGUAUCUAAAUAAGCCGACGAUGAAGGAAUAUCUUAGUUGACAGAAAUUUAGUAUAGUAAAAGCAUUUUAUGCUUACUUUUUCGUUUUUUUCAUACUUUGCGAAAUCUUUAAGUAAUUAAUCACUUUGUCUUUCAUAAGAAAUAGCAUAUGAGCACAGUUUUAAUUUUUAGAAACUAAUUUUGACAAGUUUCUGCAAAUUUAAGCUAAAAAAAGUUUUAGCUUGCUAAUGCGUGUAAAGUACACUUGAUGAAGUGUUUUUGAAUUUCAUUUAAAAUAUUCACAAUAUGUGAUUUUUUAAUUAGAUACACUCAUUAUUAUAAAUUACGACGUAAAAUGUACGUGGUAAAAAGAUCAAUAAUCAACAUUGUGGGGUUUUACUUACACAAUAUUAGUAACCAAAAAUCUAAAUAGAUAGGCUCUUACUGAUUGUAACAGAUAUUAAGAAUACGUCUUUUUAUAUAUCUUGAUGGCUCAAGGUGAUCUUACCUCCCCAACCAUUCCUUUAAAACCCGCUACACGUUUUAAGUUCAAUUAAAACGAUAAAAUUAAUCACACAUUUAACUGGCUAAUAAUAUCUUGUAUUUUGGUGUUUAAAUUGUUGAUACUAAUGUGCGUUUCUUUAAAGUGGUUACAGCCUCGUAAGGUAAUUCUUUACAUAAGUUCGUGGUAAUUUCUUAUUUCAAUUGAAUUUGAUUAUAAAAUUGUGUUCUGCGUGACUCGUAUUUGUUUCGAGCCGACAAAAUAUUUGAAAGCCUCAAUGCUAUGUCUUCAUGUUUAAAAUCAAUAGAAAUAAUAGCACCGUUUAUUUCUGAGGUGUAUAAGAGUCUAUCUAUUUACAUCUUUGUGUAACCUUUGUAGUGUUGUAAAAGUUGUAAUUUUAGUAGCAAUUCAUACAAUCUAGUAAUUUAAUUCCAUUCCUUUAUAUCUAGGUAUUUAAUAUUUUUCAAGGAAGGACUCGCCUUCCCUAUCGUGUUGGGCAAAGGUAAUUUUUUAAGUUCGGUAAUUUAUCAUAUUAUUUUUGUAAAGAAGGUAAUAUUUGUCUCUGGUGAAUAUAUUGUCCCAUAUUUUUCUUAUCUAUCAAUGUUAAAUUUACUUUAAAUUUAGAUUAAAAUUACAUUUAUGAUUGUAGGUUUAUGUAAAUAGUUUUGUUUUACAAUAAAUGUAAAAGUAAAAAUGGUUAUAAAUAUAACAAAUUGUCAUGUUGUUUAUCUACCCACGGUUGUUUAUAUGUAAUAUUAUUCAAUGCUUAUAAAUUAUAUGAGUUGCUUAAACGUUAUUUACAAAUAUGGUAUGUAUUGUAUGGUGACUGAUAACUGAUAUAGGAAUGCUAUAUAAAAUAUAAUCUGGGUUUUUAUAAUUUUCUUUAAAAAUAUUUGCAUGACCUUAAAUUUAUCUCUACCUAUUAAAAUGUAGCUGAAAUUGUAAUAACCUGACCUGAUAUAAGCUCUUAUAGUAAAGUUGGGCGAUUCGUUUGUAUUUUUUUGGCAGACCGUACAUUAACUCCCUGAUCUUAUUACGUGUAGUCUGCGAACUAGGUUUUAUAAACCCUAACAUUUUGCCUUCAUUUUUACGAACGACAACAUGCCCAUUACAAUUUAUUUGGCAUAGUGUUUUCAUUCUAUUCGUAUUCCUUCCUGUCCCAAUGUUGCAGUUUGCCCAUUGUUUUUGUUUAAUUUCAAAUUAAAGGAACAAGAGAAAGACCUUCCAUAACUUGAUGCCCAUAUUCUAUGUAAUUGUUGUACUUCGUCAGUCCUAUAAUCGUUCAUAUUCUAAACAUGGGCGUUGUCCUGUUUAGGGACAGCAUAAUGUUAAUUAGACAUUAAAUCCAGGACCUACCCAAGAUCUAAGGGCGAUAUCGGCUGGCGAAGUCUAUGAUACUAUAUACAAGUAGUACGUUUUAAAGAAAGGGAAAACAAAAAAACAGCAAUCCUCUGAUUAAGGAAGUAAAAUGUGUCGCCCACAGGAGUAGAAGAAAUGAAUAAUAUAUUUUACGGGGGAAAGUUUUGUUCUCAGUUUAGUGGUUGGCAAGUUUUCAUAAAUAUUGUUAUGUUAUGGAAAGAAGGACGAAGCUGCGUAGGAUUAGCUAGUUUGACUACAAAACCUGUGGCUAAUAGUGCAUCUGCUUGAUCAUAUUAUUUAUUCUUUGAAUGGCAACUGGUAAUUCUAGAAAAUAACUGUCAAUGUCAAUUUUUGAUUUGACAGAUUUCAAAAUGCCGCAAAACUAUGCCAAACCAUUUUGAAUUUGUAUAUUGAUUUUUUUAUUAAAUGCAUCGUUUUCGUCAAUAAUCUCCCCUAUGAACUUGAACUAUAUGUGACCCAUAUAUUAUUGAUUACAUUAGGUGUAUUAGAAAAAGUUUUUACGUAAAUAAUAUGUAUUCUCCGCGACAGAAAGUUCUAUGGUUUGCAUUUAAUUCAAGAGUUGCAGUCAUAUUGAUACAAGCAAUAUUUAACGCCGUAAUACCCGACCACGAUGCAAAUGUAUUUGUCAGUCCUGAAGACCCGACGUUGCGGAAAACAGCUGCAGAUAUGGUCGUUGAUAAGCUAUUAGGUGGUAUGAAAAGGUGGGAUGCUCAAUAUUUUAUUCACAUAGCCCAAUAUGGAUAUACAUAUGAAAAUUGUUUAGCAUUCUUACCAUUGUAUCCACUCAUCAUUCGAUAUCUUGCUUUCAUGUUUAGUAGUAUACUAGGGACAUUUCUCAAUUUCCAUAGUCUGUUACUGAUAUCUGCUACAAUAGUUAACUUUGUAUUAUUUAUUAAAUCUGCAGACAUACUACAUAGUCUAAGUUUGAGAGUUCUAAGAAGUGAAUGCUAUGCAUACAAAUCUACUAUACUGUAUUGUGUAAAUCCUGCAAGUAUAUUUUUCACAGCUCCAUAUUCCGAGACUUUAUUUGCAUUUAUGUCAUUUUACACAAUGUUCAAAUGUACUGAGAAUGAAUCACUCAGAUUUGCCAACAUUGAUAUCACAAGUGCAUUUCCUGCUGCUUUGUCUAUGAUAACAAGAUCUAAUGGUUUAGUUAAUUUGGGUUUCAUUUUCUAUACAAGUUUCAAGAAUGUCAUUGAAAGGACUUUGCCUGAAAUUGUCAACAAAUAUAGGACUCUUAAGCAUAGAGUUAUGCUCCCAUUCUUGUUUUUACCAUUUCUUACAAGCAGUGUAGCACUUUUCAUAACUGUAAUUGUUGCCUUGAUCCCCUACCUACUUGUACAAUUGUAUAAUUAUUUUAAAUUUUGUACCAUCAAUGAUCACAACUUACCAGAAUUUUUAUCAAACACUGAAUAUAUUUUGCCUGGUUCUGGGGACAGUCCUUGGUGCAAUUAUUCAAUACCUUUAUCAUAUUCUUACAUUCAAAGUCAUUAUUGGGAUGUAGGAUUCUUUAAUUAUUACAAAUUAAAGCAAAUUCCAAACUUUUUGUUGGCUUCACCAAUAUUGAUUUUAAUUUUAUUUUAUUCAGUUUCUUUUAUAAAAAACAAUAUAAGGCUAUGUUUUAGACUUGGAUUAAGAGACAAUAUUAUUAAUUAUGGAUAUAUGAAUAAAAUGGCUUAUAGGCCUAGACAAUAUUCUAAAUCAUUUGGGACCAAUGAUCCGAAUAUAUUUGUUUAUGUAGUUCAUGCAAUAUUUCUUAGUGUAUUUUGUAUUGUAUAUGUGCACAUUCAAGUUGCAACUAGACUUUUGGCAUCAGGCAGUCCUAUUUUAUAUUGGAUAUGUGCGAGUAAGAUGAAUGUUGGUCCGACACAAUCAUCAGACCAGAAUGCUAUAAAUGAACAUUUUAGACGUGUUGGCACCGGAAAGAGAAUCCCUAGUCAUCAUCUUUCAAUAGCUAACCUAGAAGGUGUAGACAACAUGUACAGUAAAUGGAAAACAUUUAUUAUAUCUAGGCAUAUGCCCGAUUUUCAAUCAAGAUUUAUACAAUGUUAUUUCAUUGGAUAUUUAGUCAUAGGAACCAUUGCAUUUUCUAAUUUUUACCCUUGGACAUGAUUAGAUUCAAGCAAUCAUAUCAUACAUAUCAUUUUACACUUAAAAUAAGCUUCUAUAGAAUUAAUACAUAAUAAUAUUUAAUUGUAUUAACAUAUCAUUUUUUAGUUUUAACAAUGAAAUUUUAAAAAACUCCAAUUAGGCUUAAGAAAUAAAUAUAGAUUUAAUUCAUUUACAACUUGGGGCCUUCAUUGAUGUUUAGAUUAAUGAAAGUACAUAUAGAGUGCUGAUUUUGAAAGCUUGAACACCAUAGUCCCUCCUAUGAUUUAGAGAAGUAUUUCUGAAUAUUUUACCCAUAUAAAGAGAGAAAUUAUCAACUGUACUAAAAUUUCAAUUGGUAAUGAAGUAUUAGUAAAUUGAUUGCGAGAUUUUUCAAAUUAAUCCCAUUCUAGAACUUGUCUAUAGUUCUUUUUUGCCUGUAUCAAGUGAAAUAUGCAUUUUAACAAUAAUUAAAUUUCUAGAUAAUGUUAGGUUAGGUUUAUCUGCCACAUGUGAUCUCUGUUUGACCCAAAAAAGAUAGAAUGUUACUUUAUUAUUAGAUUGUCCCAUUAUAUUUAGGAAAUAAUUUACCUAGAAGUAUUUAAGGGUUAUUACAGUGGGAUGUAUGUUUCUUAGGAUAAUAUUUCUUUAUUCAUAUGACUUUAAGCGAGUGUCCUUAAAUAAUUUAUUCUAAUAAAAUUUUUGCUUAGUAUUUUACUUAUAAUGAUGUAUCUUGGGACCCAAUUGUAGAGUAUUGGCUUAUGCUUAUAGUUAAAUUUUUAGGCUAAUAGACGAUUAGUUUCCAUAGAAGACAAUAGUUCUGUACAGAGGUACAGUAGAAGUGCGUUUUUCCUUGUAACCAUCUUUGGGGAACAUUGACCUUUUGCUUGUUCCGUGGAAACUAUCUUCAUUAAAUUAAUAUCUAUGGAAUAAACUUUUUACUGAGACAAUUUUAACUUAUUAUGCACAAGUUAAUAGUUUUCUAGUAUUAUAAAUAUAAGUUAAUGAUCUAGUCUUUGAGUUAAGCUCUAGUAUGAUUUGUUUUUUUUUUUUAAGUAAUUUAUUUGCUGUUGCAGUUAUGAAGUUGUUUUAUGUAUUAAGAAAUAGUGUAAUUCGUAUUUACUUCGAUUUCGAUAAAGAAUUCAUAGUGAUAAUUAGGUUGAAGUAAUCAGCUUUUUCAUAUCCAACAAUCAAAAUAUUAGAGAAAUUUUAAACAAAUCACAAUGUUUACAUUUAAUAUUAAAAAAAUAUCAUUACAAAAUUAUGGUUGUGACAUCUUAGCCUACAUUGCUGAAUGAUGGAGUUUAAGGAAGCAAUAAAAUUUAUUACGAA
Molecule: messenger RNA, 5427 nt
Organism: Papilio polytes (common Mormon)
Lineage: Eukaryota; Metazoa; Arthropoda; Insecta; Lepidoptera; Papilionidae
Gene: PIG-V
Product: GPI mannosyltransferase 2
Exons: 2
Coding region: 2518-4119 (533 amino acids)
Biological process (GO): GPI anchor biosynthetic process
Cellular component (GO): endoplasmic reticulum membrane; mannosyltransferase complex
Molecular function (GO): GPI mannosyltransferase activity; alpha-1,6-mannosyltransferase activity
Source: RefSeq, a predicted model, not a curated record